Messenger RNA from Trematomus bernacchii (emerald rockcod), 2896 nucleotides. It is a transcript of the gene utp25, whose product is annotated as UTP25 small subunit processor component. Gene Ontology annotation, molecular function: rRNA binding; U3 snoRNA binding. Gene Ontology annotation, cellular component: small-subunit processome; nucleolus. Gene Ontology annotation, biological process: maturation of SSU-rRNA from tricistronic rRNA transcript (SSU-rRNA, 5.8S rRNA, LSU-rRNA). Bases 38 to 2311 code for a protein of 757 amino acids. The transcript is spliced from 12 exons. The record is from RefSeq and is a predicted model, not a curated record. NCBI's taxonomy places the organism in Eukaryota, Metazoa, Chordata, Actinopteri, Perciformes, Nototheniidae.
AGCUGGAGGACCGCACGUGUAGUAGUCUAGUGUCAACAUGGGGAAAAGAAACCAGAAACAGCAGCUAUUCACAACUUUAACCAAGAAACAGAAGAAACACUUAAAGGAAUUCGGAGAGGAGCAUCCGUUUCAUGAUGUAGUCGGUGCAAGACCUGAAAGAACUGAGAUAUUGGAACUGCCAGCCAGUCCAGAACAUUCAGAUGUUGAGCCUGAUGAGUUGGAGGAUAAGAAUGAGGAAGAGGAGCCCGAGCAGAAAUCAGCCUAUCAGAAGCUUCUUUCAACUCUAAGCAAAGCCACCAGUAAUGACCAGAGUGAAGAGGAGAGCACCGAUGAAGAGGAGGAGGAAGAAGAGCUUCUUGGUGAAGUGGACAGUGAUGGAGUUGAUGAUGACAGUGAGCAUGAUGAAGGAGGUGAGGAAGAACCUGAGGAUGCAGAUGAGGCUCUGACUGAAGCGCUGGAAGGAGAGGAGAUGAAGGAGGCAGGAGAUGAGUUUGAAGACAAGGAACAUGAAACUCAGUUCUGUCUGGAGACCAACUUCACAGAGGACGGAGGACAAGAGGACGCUGACAGCGAUGCAGAGCAAGAUGACAGCAAGGACAUAUUUGUGCAGCAUUUGAACACAGAGCUUAGUGAAGACGAUGUGCAGAAGAUGACGACUGGCAGCAAAACUAAGGCUCAGAUUACGUGGCCAAAACUGGGCUCUUUACUUUGCACCAAUCCCUUGGAGAAAUUUGGACCCAUCGGCCCCCACAGAGACACAAACCUGCCAGUGUUCCACAGGGUUCUGGAGAGCCACUGGAGGGAUCUGAACAAGAUCUCCAACUUUAAGGGGGUGUCGGAGGAGAUCAGCCCACUGCAGCAAGAGCUGCUGUCUCUGAUGGGCUCCUACAAGGACUUCUACUUCCCAGAGAUGUGUCCUGUGAACCAGGGCCCACAGGUCUGCAGCACAUACUGCCUCCACGUGCUCAACCACGUGCUGAAGGCCAACUCCAGAGUCCUGGCCCACAACGCGCUGCUGAGGGAGCAGAAGACCCAGAACAGAGCUGGAGCUGAGCCAAAGGACGAACCCAGAGACCAGGGACUGACCCGGCCCAAGGCCCUGAUCCUGGUCCCGUUCCGCGCCGGAGCUAUGCGAGUCGUCCAGACGCUCAUCGGCCUGCUGGAGUCCAAAGGCAAAAAGAUCGUGGUGAGCAACAAGAAGAGGUUCAAAGAUGAGUUCGGAGAGGAGGAAGAUGAAAAUCCGUCCAAUCUGCAGAGACCAGACGAUUACCGCACCAUCUUCUCGGGCAACGUGGACGAUCACUUCAGGAUAGGCAUCUCCAUCGUGAGGAACAGCAUACGUCUGUACGCCCCCUUUUACUCCUCCGACAUCAUCAUUGCGUCUCCGCUGGGCCUCCGCACAGUGCUGGGAGCAGAAGGAGAAAGUAAGAGAGACUUUGACUUCCUCUCCUCCAUCGAGAUGCUGGUGGUGGACCAGGCGGACGUCUUACUCAUGCAGAACUGGGAACACGUGUUGCAUGUGAUGCAGCACAUUAACCUGCAGCCGCUGGACCCUCAUGGAGUGGACUUCUCCAGGGUGAGGAUGUGGAACCUGAACAACUGGGCCCGGCACUACCGGCAGACAAUGGUGUUCAGCUCCAUCCAGGACCCUCAGAUCAACAACAUCCUCACCAAGCAGUGCGCCAACUACCGCGGACAGAUUGCGACCAAGAACAUGCCGGAAACUGGCUCCAUCUGCCAGGUGAUGGUUCAGCUGCCUCACGUGUUCCAGAUGUUCCCCUCCGACAGCUUCAUCGACCAUGAUGCACGGUUUCAGUUCUUUUUAGAUAAAGUGCUGCCUCAGUACAGGGACUCUGUUAUGUCCCACACGCUGAUCUACGUCCCGUCUUACUUUGACUACGUCCGGUUGCGCAACCACAUGAAGAAAGAGGAGAUAAACUUCGCCAGCAUCUGCGAGUACUCCAGCAAGUCGGAGGUGUCGCGAGCCCGACACUUCUUCCAGAAAGGAGAUCAUCAGUUCCUGCUCUUCACUGAACGCUUCCACUUCUACAAGAGGUAUACCAUCAAAGGGAUCCAGAACCUGAUAUUUUAUGGCUUGCCCUCCUACCCGCACUUCUACAGCGAGGUGUGUAACAUGCUGGCAGCGGGGGGUCGGGGGGAGGAGGCCAGCUGGACCUGCACCGCCCUCUACUCCCGCUACGAUGCCCACAAGUUAGCUGCCAUCUCUGGAGUGCAGCGAGCCGGACAGAUGCUGCACUCCAACAAGACUGUUCACCUCUUUGUUACAGGAGGGGAGGAUAACGCCUCCUGAUGGAGAGGGACACAUUCAAGAGAGACACUUCAUAAAACCAAGGGAGAUAUCUGCUGUCGCCCGUUACAGCAGGAGGAUCUGUUGUUGGAUGAAAGUGGCCUUGUGACACAUCAGUCUUGAAAAUGUGGAUAAACACCAGAUUAAAACAUAAUUAUGGGUUUGGUUAAUGUGUCGUAGAUGGAAGCCAUCCAGAGAUAUUGGUCACAAAAUGAAGAGAUCAUAAAAAAUAGUCAAACUGUGUUAUAAAGCUCCUAGGUGAUCAGGCUGUUGAAAUGUUGAAUGAAUGAGUAUUUCCAGUUUAUAUACAUACAUUUUUCUUCCCUUUUUAAUUGUUAAAAGUUCAUAUUUGUAGCAAUACCUGUCCUGAUUCACUAUGGUUGUAACAAUGAUGGCAAACCCAAUAUAAAAGCUUUUCAAAUUAAAGCUGGGGUACGCAGCUUAUUUUUGGCAUCAUUGUACAUUAAAUAUCUAGGAGAAAACUAUACUUAAACACCUGUAGUAACGUUUUUAUAAAAGUUUCAAAGAAGUUUUUACAAAAGCAAACGCUGUUUUAAGAUGGUGAAAACAAUAAACGGCAUAAUAUCC